CUCAGAGCUGCCGUGGACGAGAAGAAGAAGAAGUGGAGAAGAGAGGAAACACAGCCAGACGAGAGGGAGAGAGAGAGAGGGAGAGGGGAGUCUCCAUUAACAACGGCCACGUUUGUCUUCCUGUGUUACAUACCUCCCUGUUCGGAGGAGGAGGAGGAGGAAGGAGGAGGAGAUGAGGAGGAGAUGAGGAGCUGCUACUUUCCACGGGAGCGGUGAAAGGCUGGGUGUCUGGCCCGGGGCUGCCUGGUUGUGUUUGCUGGAGGGGGAACCCAUCCAUGUCCUCUCCCUUUGUCUCUCCAUAAUUGGCAACGCCGGGUUUUUCCCGGCCAGAGAGGAUCAGAGCGACAUGGACAUCUAAGAAAGAGAGAGUGAGAAGCAGCAGCAGCAGCAGCAGGAGGAGGAGGAGGAGGAGGAGGAGGGACGGAGCCUUGUGACAAUGUUUUGAAGCGGAGACAAAGCACCAAAAAAAAGCUGGACCUGGAGCACAUUUCCUCGUCUCAUCAGAGACGUCAGCGUCUUCCUUUGUGUUUCUGUGUCAUGCACUGAGAGGUAGAACUACACCGACACUUCUACCUCCGUUAAAACAUCCAGCUGUUUGAAUCUGGAUCAUACCGACACAUCGUUCACGGGCGAAUAAGCAGCCUCUUGUUUGGCUUGACGUCUCCUCCAGGAGGAACCGGGAACCGCUAAUCAGAUGUCCUGACUCCUUUAACUCGCCGCACAUCUGCACUCAACAACUGUCGAGGUAACACAAUCUGGAGCUGUGAGGCGGCGGCCACACGGAGAGAGAGAGACUUCCACAAAACAACCCCCGGAGAAGUUGUCGGACGCAGACUUUCGGUUAUUAUAAUAACAAGGACGUCCUGCCACACGAGCAUCUGCUCAUUUCAUGUAUCCUGUCAAAUGGUGCGAAGGGUGUUUGUGUGACCUUCGAUCGCGGGACUCCGAGCCUCACUGCAAGAUGACGUCCGAGCCGAUGCUCUUCCACCUGCCCCUCAACGUCUACAUCAUCAUCCUGGGCAUCGGCCUCUUCGUCCUCAUGCUCAGCCUCCUGUUCUGCUGCUACCUGUUCAGGCUGAGAAAACAAGGAGCAAGAGAGCAGUAUGGAUACAAUGAGGUUGUUUUAAAAGGUGCAGGGAAGAAGCUGAGCCUCCUCGGACAAACGUGUGCGGUGUGUUUAGAGGAGUUUCGCACCAAGGACGAGCUGGGAGUGUGUCCAUGUUCCCACGCUUUUCACAAGAAGUGUCUGCUGAAGUGGUUAGAGAUCCGCAGCGUGUGCCCCAUGUGCAACAAGCCCAUCUGUCGCCUCCGACCCGACUCCCCUCAGGCACCCGAGCGGCCCCAGAGUCUCCUGGAGGUCUGAGAGACGGACGUCUUCCUUUCUGCCCAACAGAAUGUAGCUUUAGUUACGCAAACAUUUUUCUGCGGCAGAGCUGUUUUGGAAGCGUAGAUUAAUUUAAACGUGACAAUUAAUCCAUCAAUACGGAGCCAAAUAACCUUUAUAACCUGUGUAAGGGGACAUAAGUGGUCCCAGAUGUGACAUUUCACUAAUACUUGUCAUUUGUGAUUACUAUCAAGCUGAGAUACUGCAUUUUUUUUAGUACAUAGCCAGAUCCUUAUAAGCUAAUGCACAAGUGCCUUAAAGCUGCAUAUCGUCUAAAAAAGGCCACUAAAAGCAAAUCACAUCAAUAUUUGUUUGUCAAGACGGGCUGAUGAGAGAUAAAUGUGUUUCAUUGGGAGGAUAAAGGCCUAAAGUUUGCUUGAACUCCAGGUUAUGACAGAAUAUCAAAGGAGAACAAAGCAAAAUAUCACAAAACAGGAACCAAGUGUAGAGUCUGCUUCAGUUUCUGGCACAAAAUGAUUCGGAGGUGGUUUAAAAAAUCGAGUUGUCAGAACAGUAGUUUAUUGGUCAAACUUUUUCGCCCUCAUUGCCAACAUCCUUGUAUCAUCAUCCACAAGAUGUGAUCAGGACAUGGACAAGUAUUCACAGGGGGAAAUGGGUCCAAUUAACGCACAAUAACUUGAAUGCACGGGCCCUAGUUAGUGCAGUGUUAUUCCUGUAACUAAAUUAAACGAGUUUAUUUCUGACUCCAGAGCAGCUCUGCCACGCAGAAAUGUUUUUACCCUGAUGUGCAGAUCUUCGUCAGUGUGCCGGUGUAACCAUCUGGAAAGAAGAAGGAGAUUUCAACCAACCAGACUAACCCCGGUUACGGAGAUACCAGAACCUCCUCUCGUCUCUCAGCCCCAAAUCGAAUUGCGCACUCAGAAACUGUAAUGAAGGAAGCAAUCGAAAUGCGGCCUAUUAACGAAAUAAGAUAAACCGACAGGAGGGAUGUGGACAUUUUGGCUGCAUCCGUUUGCCGUCUCCAUCCUGCCAUGAGUGGAGGUAGCGUCGGCCUGUAGGAUCUGACGGGAGAACCCAGGACCUAAGUGACUGGACGUGUACAUACAUCAUUUUUUAAAGUUAUCUUCAGAGGAGCUGUUUUGUAUCAUGACAGGCUUUACAGUAUAUAGUGCAUAAAAGUGUGUCGCUUCUGUCAACAGUUGGAUGUCAGACGUCAAUCGAUCAUUCUUCGAGGGAAACCUGAGCUCCCCAGUGGCCAAAGAACGGCUCUGCAGAGCUGGAGGGAUAUAAAUAGACAUAGAAGAGACAGUUUGAGCUGUUUCCUGACUGUGGUACUACGUGAACAUCACUCUCUUUAUGUGGAAACUGUAACGUCUGUCACUUUUUCUGGCUUUAGAAAAAAAAAAAAAUAUAACCAGUGUUUCAUAAGGUAACGUGAAAUCUGGUCUUUUUAUUUUAAGUUUUCCUACGUGUUGAUGCUGUUUAAUCACUUAUUGUGAUGAUAAUAUUUGGAUAUGUUGGUGCCUUAUCUUUGUUGUAGGUGGUUAUGAUAUUUUUUAAAAAGUCUAAAAUGCACAACGUCAGAAGUCGACUACGCGAAAAUCAAGUUAAGGCUAAAAAAAGUAAACAUUACACCCCAAAAGCAUUUUAGCAUAUUAGCAUUACCGUCAUAACCAUGUUAGCAUUAGACUUAAUCAUCCACGAGGGAGGAGACUUGGUCCCAGCACCUCAGUUUCACAUAAAAAACACUACACUACUAAAACCAUAAGUAAAAAUGAAAAUAAAGUAAAAUAAAUCAGAAUAAAAUAUAAGUAAAUAUCUGAUAAAAUAAAGUAAAAUAGUGUAAGAUUUGCAUAUAAACAAAUGUACAAGACAAAGAGACACAAGUAAAUAUAUAUCAUAUACAGUGGUGGAAAAAAGCUUUUGGACACCCUUAAAAUUUUACACAAAUUUUACACAUCUCAAAUAUUUUCAUGAAAUAUUUAUGUUUCAGAGGGUGUAGCUGCAUUAGGCUUCACAAACAAAUACAAAUUAUAUAUAUAUAUUUUUUUGUUGUUGAUUGUUUUCAAGGAAAACUAACAAAACCAAAUUCUUAACAGUUUCAACGCGUCACUUCUCAACAUUGUCGGUAUCAAAGUCAACAAAUAACAGAGAAUGUGUUCAAAACUAAACAGAAAAUGAAUAAACUGUUGUUUCCAGCGUUAGGUUCCAUGUUUUAGUCGUUAUUGUCUGUGAAGAACUUUCAUAAGUUCAAAGCGAAAAACAAAAAUUGUGUCUUUUAUUAAGAGACAGUGGAUCAUUGGGACCAAAUGCCAAAAAUAUUCAAAAUUUCGUACGUAUGUUUAUGGAACCAAUCAAUUUUAAGUUUUUAUUGGCUGUUUUAGGAUUUGUUUAGUAUUUUGUCCGUGACUGUAUGAAAAGAAAUUGCACCUGGAGACCUAAGAGUGAUUCUUAAUGCGAUAUUUCACAAAUGUAUGGGCUGUAUUUUUAUUUUUUUACAUAGGAAGGAUAAAUAAGGUUCAGUAAUAACAUUGACCUAUUUGUUACAGAAAGGUGAGUUAUUUUACAGCUGGAUAGAGUUCGGUAUAAAUGACGUCCUGUAGCAUUGACUGUGGGAGUGGAGCUGGAUGAGGAUGUUGGAGAAAGAGCUCCCUCCGCUGCCCCCUAUAGUCUGGUGUUUAUCCAGUGUCCUCUUGUCCCUCACUGAGACAAACGUCUCUAACUCCCUGCUGAUCUGCUGAUGUCCAGUCCUUUUUGCUGGUACUUCUCUUCAGUCAGUGGAGAAAAAGAAAGAUCAUGUCCUCUGGUCCGGGUCCGACUUACUCAAGAUCAAACUGGCCCCCUUGAACUAAAAUGAAUUUGACACCCACUGGUUUAACUGAAGCAAAGCAUGUAUGCAUGUUUUGUUGCUGUGCCAUCUUCAUGCAUCUGCACACUAAACAGAUUGUGGUUCUUUC
Messenger RNA from Mugil cephalus (flathead mullet), 4302 nucleotides. Its product is annotated as RING finger protein 122-like. Bases 890 to 1363 code for a protein of 157 amino acids. Lineage: Eukaryota; Metazoa; Chordata; Actinopteri; Mugiliformes; Mugilidae. The transcript has 6 exons. The record is from RefSeq and is a predicted model, not a curated record.